This is a messenger RNA of Heterostelium album PN500, 1350 nucleotides long. RefSeq names its product tubulin alpha chain (gene tubA). The transcript is spliced from 2 exons. The record is from RefSeq and is a predicted model, not a curated record. Gene Ontology annotation, biological process: microtubule cytoskeleton organization; mitotic cell cycle. Lineage: Eukaryota; Evosea; Eumycetozoa; Acytosteliales; Acytosteliaceae. Gene Ontology annotation, molecular function: GTP binding; structural constituent of cytoskeleton. The coding region runs from base 1 to 1350 and encodes 449 amino acids. Gene Ontology annotation, cellular component: cytoplasm; microtubule.
AUGCGUGAAAUUAUCUCUAUUCACAUUGGUCAAGCUGGUGUCCAAGUAGGUAAUGCCUGUUGGGAAUUGUACUGUUUGGAACACGGUAUCAGCAAGGACGGUACCAUCUCCAAUGAAUCGGAACUUGCCAAGUCAAAGAACAAAUCGUUCGGUACCUUCUUCAGUGAAGCUUCCAACAAGAGCAAGGUCGUCCCACGUGCCGUCUUUGUCGAUCUCGAGCCAUCAGUCGUCGAUGAAGUCCGUACCGGUUCCUACAAGAACCUCUUCCAUCCAGAGCAAUUGAUCUCCGGUAAGGAAGAUGCCGCUAACAACUAUGCUCGUGGUCACUACACCGUCGGUAAGGAGAUGAUCGAGAAGACUUUAGAUCGUAUCAAGAUCUUGGCUGACGACUGUGACGGUCUCCAAGGUUUCAUGGUCUUCCACUCUGUCGGUGGUGGUACCGGUUCCGGUUUCGGUUCGCUCCUCCUCCAACACCUCUCACACGACUACGGUAAGAAGUCCAAGUUGGAUUUCUGUGUCUACCCAUCACCACAGGUUUCCACCGCCGUCGUUGAGCCAUACAACUCUGUCUUGUCGACUCAUGCACUCCUCGAGAACACCGACGUCGCCUUCAUGUUGGACAAUGAAGCCAUCUAUGACAUCUGUCGUCGUUCAUUGAACAUCGAUCGUCCAUCCUACACCAACUUGAAUCGUUUGGUCGCUCAAGUCAUUUCUUCGCUCACUGCCUCACUUCGUUUCGAUGGUUCAUUGAACGUCGAUAUCAACGAGUUCCAAACCAACUUGGUUCCAUUCCCAAGAAUUCACUUCUUGCUCUGCUCAUACGCUCCAGUCAUCACCCAAGAGAAGGCAGGUCACGAGCAAUUCUCUGUCGGUGCCCUCACCAACGCCGUCUUUGAACAACAAAACAUGAUGGCCAAGUGCGACCCACGUGAAGGUAAAUACAUGGCCUGUUGUUUGAUGUACCGUGGUACCGUCGUACCAAAGGAUGCCCAAAAGGCCGUCGCCGACCUCAAGACCAAGAAGACUAUCUCCUUUGUCGAUUGGUCACCAACCGGUUUCAAGUGCGGUAUCAACCACGAACCACCCACCGUCGUUCCAGGUGGUGAUUUGGCCAAGGUCGAGAGAGCCGUCUGUAUGUUGUCCAACACCACCGCUAUCUCCCAAGUAUUCACCAGAAUCAACCACAAGUUCGAUCUCAUGUACACCAAGCGUGCUUUCGUUCACUGGUACGUCGGUGAAGGUAUGGAGGAAGGUGAGUUUGCCGAGGCUCGUGAAGAUCUCAACGCCUUGGAGAAGGAUUACGAAGAAGUCGCCGAAGAAGGUGGAGAAGAAGUUGCUGAAGAGAUGUAA